Messenger RNA from Varanus komodoensis (Komodo dragon), 5094 nucleotides. It is a transcript of the gene NVL, whose product is annotated as nuclear VCP like. Gene Ontology annotation, molecular function: preribosome binding; RNA binding; ATP hydrolysis activity. Bases 239 to 2821 code for a protein of 860 amino acids. Gene Ontology annotation, biological process: ribosome biogenesis. The transcript has 23 exons. Gene Ontology annotation, cellular component: nucleus. NCBI's taxonomy places the organism in Eukaryota, Metazoa, Chordata, Lepidosauria, Squamata, Varanidae. The record is from RefSeq and is a predicted model, not a curated record.
CCCGAGUAGAAAUCUUAAUCCACCGCCUUGUUGUGCCUUUUUUCUCGGCUGCACUGAAACCAGGAGGUGUCUCACGGAGCGACUCGAGUCCCAGCGUUUGGAGAGGCGGCCCACAAAGCGACGCCGACUUUUCUUGUGCUCAGGCAUUCCUAAGGCAACCAAGAUCUCAACCUCCUCGGCUCGGAAAGGCGGAGCCUCGCCUUUGCUGCAGGUGGAAUGUGGAGUGUUGGGAGCUGCCAUGCGGAAUCGUGGAGGAAGCUACCCAGUCGGGGAUCCCAGGCUGAAGCAAAGAGUCAAGCAGUACCUGAGCAGUAAUAAAUGUGGCCAGUAUGUCGACAUUGGAAUUUUGGCAGCAGAUCUACAGAAAACUUACAGUGCUGAUUAUGGACGAAGAAAAAGAAAUGCUUUUAGAAUACAAGUUGAGAAAGUUUUUGGUUUAAUCAAUGAUGAGCUAAAGACAGAGGCUGUAGCGGCUCUCGAAGAUGAACAUCUGGCAAAGAAAGCAAGACUCAAAAAGGACGAAGAUGAGUCAGAAAGCUGCGUGGAUACCUCAGACACUGACACAGAUCUACCACCCUCAAAUCAUAUGAACGUGUCUUUGCUGACCUUAUACCGGAAAGGAAAUCCAGAUUCUGCACCAGCAUCACCUAAGGAUGUGCUGACCAAGUCCGACUCUCCUUCGCAUGGGACAAUAGCUGGAUCAAAUACAGUUCUCCCCCGAGUACCACCUGAUACCAGGAUUUCAGAAGGUGGAUGGUUUAUUGAUAAAACCCCAGACAGAAAAGAAGAUAACUUUUUUAUUGAUCUUUGUGCUGAAGAAGAGAGUGAUGGGUCUAAACAAAUACCUGAGAACACAAAUGAUAUAUCCUUUCUGGAGACUUCAAGAAAAAAACACAGGAGCAAAAGAUGUAAAAGGAGGAAAGGAGAAUCUCAGGAUGUAGAUGAAGAAAUAGAAUCUGCUUUGAGGAAACAGAAAGUAAAACAGAAAGGAGUGGAGUUGCGGACAUCUUCAGUGAAGUUUGAGGAUGUGGGAGGCAAUGAUGAGACACUGAAGGAGGUGUGCAAGAUGCUGAUACAUAUCCGUCAUCCUGAAGUGUACGAUCAUUUAGGAGCUGUUCCACCUCGAGGAUUUCUCUUACAUGGACCGCCAGGAUGUGGAAAGACAUUACUGGCACAGGCAAUUGCUGGGGAACUUGAACUGCCAAUGCUCAAAGUAGCUGCUACUGAGAUUGUGUCUGGUGUCUCAGGAGAGUCGGAACAGAAGCUGAGGGAGCUGUUUGAUCAAGCUGUGGCCAAUGCGCCAUGCCUUCUCUUCAUAGAUGAGAUCGAUGCUAUCACACCCAAGAGAGAAGUUGCCUCAAAGGACAUGGAACGGAGAAUUGUAGCCCAGCUUCUGACUUGCAUGGAUGACUUGAAUAAUCUGGCUACAGCUGCUCAGGUCCUGGUGAUUGGAGCUACCAACAGGCCAGAUUCACUGGACCCAGCCCUGAGACGCGCAGGAAGAUUUGACCAAGAGAUUUGUUUGGGGAUUCCAGAUGAAGCAGCCAGAGAAAAAAUUCUGAAGACUCUGUGUCGAAAACUUAGACUCCGCGAAUCUUUUGACUUUGGCUACUUGGCUCGUAUGACGCCAGGCUAUGUCGGAGCUGAUCUUAUGGCACUCUGCCGAGAGGCAGCCAUGUGCUCUGUGAAUAGAGUCCUUGUUCAGCUGGAUGGGAAGAAACCUGAAGUCAUGAGAAGUGAAGAAGGAGUAUGUGGCAAAGAUAAGGAAAGAAGUGUGGAAGAGCUUGCAAAAAGGAACGCUGAAAAGCCAGAUCUUCCCACUAAAGCUGAAUUGCAAAGACUGCUCAGCUUGCUAAAGGAACCAGACCCACUGAAGGAGGAGCAUCUGGAAAAGCUUUGGAUCGAGCUGAAUGAUUUCACUGCAGCCCUCUCUACAGUGCAACCUUCAGCCAAAAGGGAAGGCUUUGUCACAAUCCCAGAUGUGACAUGGGCAGAUAUAGGAGCCCUGGAAGACAUUCGGGAGGAGCUCACCAUGGCAAUAUUGGCUCCUGUGAGGAAUCCUGAGCAAUUCAGAGCCCUUGGCCUCACAGCUCCAGCCGGUGUGCUGCUUGCUGGUCCUCCUGGCUGUGGCAAAACUUUGCUUGCUAAGGCUGUGGCAAAUGAGUCUGGACUGAACUUCAUUUCAGUGAAAGGCCCAGAAUUGUUGAACAUGUAUGUAGGGGAAAGUGAGCGUGCUGUACGCCAGGUUUUCCAACGUGCAAGAAAUUCAGCACCUUGUGUCAUAUUCUUUGACGAAAUUGAUGCUUUAUGUCCUCGAAGAUCAGACCGUGAGUCAGGUGCCAGCAUUCGUGUAGUGAACCAGUUGCUAACAGAGAUGGAUGGACUGGAGUCUCGUCGUCAGGUUUUCAUUAUGGCAGCCACCAACAGGCCAGAUAUUAUUGAUCCAGCUAUUUUGCGCCCAGGAAGAUUGGAUAAAACACUCUAUGUUGGUUUGCCGCCACCCACGGAUCGCCUUGCUAUUUUAAAGACGAUCACUAAAGAUGGAACCCGACCUCCACUUGACACUGAUGUGGACCUUGAAGAAAUUGCUCAUGAUCCCUGCUGUGAUUGUUAUACGGGUGCAGAUCUUUCAGCUCUAGUACGGGAAGCUUCUGUCUGUGCCUUGAAGCAGGAAAUGGCAAUGGCCAGUACCAGAAAUAGGACAGGAGAAAUCAAGAUUGCUAAAAAACACUUUGUAGAAGCUUUCAAGAAAGUAAAAUCUUCUGUAUCAAGAAAGGACCAAAUAAUGUAUGAAGAGCUGCGCCAGUCAUUGAGCAGGUAACAGCUGGAUGACCGUCUGAGAUCAACAUACUGCUUACCAAGAGUUCUGCUAGACCGUUUCCUAGAAGCCCUUUUGUGAAGCAUAAUUUUCCCUCCACUUUUGUUUAAUCUCGGAAUUGCUGGACUUUUUCUAAAAGGAGCUCUGUGUUGCAAUCAUUUGACAUAUGGUCCCUGCUUGCUGUGUUAGAAAUGGGCACCUUGUCCUUCACAUUUUGAAUGUUAAAAAACCUUCCAUCUUGAUGCAUUGAUUUGAUUCUCUCAGUAUCCCACUUAUAAACAGUCUUUUAGCUAGAAGCAGUAAAGGGGAAAGUACCUUAUUUUCCCUGUAAAUAAGCAUUACAUCAUUUGGAAAAGCCUGCCAGCUUUCUUUAAAAAUGCAAUGUUUCUCACCUUACAAAUUCACAGAAUAAAGUUGUUCAGGAGUAUGUUUUGUUUUUAUUGAGCAGUGUCCUUUGACACUGCCUGACAUUCUGUAGUGUAGCUUUCAAGUAUCCUGAAAACAUGAGGUAAUAGGAAAAAGCAGGGGUGGGAAGUGAGAUUGCUUCUAUAAAUGAAAAGGUAGUUAAGAGUGGCUAAAGAAGGACCCUAGCCCAAGUCUACAGGGUCUGUGCUUGUGGCUAAUGAGGCUGACAAUGCAGGGAGUAUCCUCAGGUUUGUGGGAUCAGUUCUGCUGGAUAUUUUUCUUUUCUUUUACUAGAACCUUGAGAUGUAUCUGAGGUACUUAAGUAGUGUGUUUCAUCUUCACAUCUUUUUCCAGGUAAGAACAUGAUGAAAUUCUUAGACGUAGCACACAGCUCCUUUAUCAUGGUUCAUUUCCACAAAGCUUGCCUAACAUUAGGAGGUAGAGCACUAGUAACGUGAAUUUAGAUCUUUAUUUCCCCUAUGAUUAGUAGAAUUUGCAUCAUUGGCACUCCAACCUAUCAACAAAACCAAACCCAACAUUCUUAAAGAUAUCCACUUCCCCACUGCAAAAAAGUGUAACCAUUUUCUGGCUAAACUGGAUGCUAGGUUUCAGUACAGUAAAUACCUACUUAGCAAGUGUACAAAGUUUAGAAUUCCCACAUGUGAUGUGAUCCUAUUUUCUUCAAACUGCUAUUUGAAUUAGGCUCUUGUGUUAAGCUGCCUUGGCACUUUAUGUUGAUAUUACAUUCCUGACAUCAGGUUCCUAACCAGGCAUUUCUCAAACAACUCUGUAUGUAGUGGUUAGAACUGGACAGGCAAAAAAUGCACACAAUAUAGGAAGCAUGUGACAGAACUUAAAAUUUAUCGGUAUAUUCUCUCUAUUGAAACAAAUACAGAAGUUGGGGCAAUGAGCAAGGUGCUCUUCAAUGCUUUUAUAACCUGGACCAGCCAACCUUUGUGUGAAGUGCUAAAUGAUUACAACAGUUUCCAUCUGACUACUGUAUACAAUACUGUGGCAGAGAACUUCAUGAGCUUAAUAUCUUAGUGAAACUUCUUGUGAAAAGUUGCUCACAAUGCAUCAAACGUGUGCUGCAUGAACUGGAAAUACUACUAUACAGACUAUAAUACUUGCAUAUUAUACCAUGAGUUGCAAGGCAAUAAAAUGGAAAGUUAUUCAUUUAAAUAGUGAACAGAAAUGUGAUACACACUAAGAAAAUUAUAUUUUAACAGCUUGUUAGCAGGGUUGGGUCAUCACACUCCACAAGUUAUGAAGGAAUAUAAUGUAGUUUGUGAAAUUAAAAGCAAAGAGGUGGGCAUGCUACAGGCAGUGCACUCCCCACUCAUCCUGGAUAGACCAGUCUUUAUUUAACCCAUGGAUUGUCUUUACAUGUGAACAAACCUAUAAAGCCACAGAAUGGACUCACGAACAGCUUGAGAAAGUUUACCCAAUUAAGAAAGUUUCUAAACUUCAAGGCAUUCCGCCUGUCUCAGAUGACCCAACAGCAUGAGCAACUUCCAUUGUUCUUAUGCAUGCACACAAAUACAUAGAAAGAGAAGGAACACAGCCAAUUUUAAUUGUAUUAUGCCUAAGGAAUGUACAGCUGGUAUUUUAUAUCCAAUUACUUGGCAUGACUAUUUUGGAGAAAAGAACACUAGCAUGCACCAAAGGCUCUGGUACUUUUUAUAACAUUUGUAAUAUAUACACCAACUGAGUUAGCACUUGGAUUGGUGCAAUUUAGGGGUGGUGCCACAAGGCAUUUUGUUCAUUUACUAUAUUACUAUAUUAGAACAAUGUUGCAAUUUAACUAGAACGUAAUUUAAAUUAAGCUUUGUUAACAUUAAAAGCCAGUGGGGCAUCAAGUAUAAUCACAA